Molecule: messenger RNA, 5796 nt
Organism: Seminavis robusta
Lineage: Eukaryota; Bacillariophyta; Bacillariophyceae; Naviculales; Naviculaceae
Source: the annotation of a GenBank genome assembly
AUGCCGGUCCAUUUUGACCUUCCGGAAGCGGCCCCUCGAGAUGAAAAUGACGAAGAUGACACGGUCAAGAUGAUGUCCGAAUCACAACAUAUUGGCUCGACAUCCAUGUCCCAAUCACUGGUUGGAUCGACGUCCAUUCCUCAAAUUCCCGAUUUUCAAUUCUUGAUGAUGAGUCACCAAGACGGUCCUUUGAGCCGAUGGGUAUCCCGCACCCUCCAACGAACCGUCUUGAAGCCCCAGUACUACCUUCGUCGUCAGCUCUUCCUAUCGUUUGGAACGACUGCCUUUUUGGCCAUUUCCUUUUUCAUUUUGAUUGGAAUUUUGACGGCGAUUUGGUCGGGACAGUCCGUCAUGGGAGAAGCACGCUUGGUACAAGAGGAUUUGGCCCGCUACACACUCUCCACUUCGGCGAGAUAUGUAGCCGAGACAAUAACCAAAAAGUUUCAAAACUUUGAAACCGCAUCCGAUAUACUGAGGGAAGCGACACGAGAUCGGGUCGUCGGAUACAAGCGACCCGAUUUUAUCACGCACAAUCGAAGCGACAGUCAUGUGCCCUUUGAAGAUUGGGAAACGGGGCAAAGAGCCUAUCCAUUGGACACACCUGAUUUACUCCAAUUGGAUUGGCAGUCCAGAUCCAAUUUUGAAACUCCACAAGAAGCAGCACGCCACUUGCAAGGACGAGAGCGGUGGUACAAUCCAGAACUCCAAGUCUCCACAGCUUAUGGAGUCUACUUUAUGCAAGGUGAUUGUGAUCCCAUGGCAUCUCCUGGUGAUCCUGGGUACUACCCCUCUUGUACAGACGAUAACAACAACUUACAAACCGGUGGAGUGGUGGCUCCCACUCGAGCCAAUUACUUUCUGCACCAAAAAGCAAAAGAUAUUGUCUUUGUCCUCAAGGCACUUUUUGAAGCCGUCCCCAAAGCCAAACAGAUUGGGGUCUACUUUGCCAAUGCCGGUGCUGGUAGUUAUGUCAAGUUUCCAGCAUCCAUGCGAGACUCUCGCUCCAAUUUUUCGAGUGUCGGAUGCGGUUGGGCUACAAAUCUCACCAAUCCAUUGACAGGUCGAUUGCUCCUGGCGGCAUCUGAACAAGCGCGUUGCCAUGACGUUGUGGUUGUUAAUAAGAAUGAGACAACAGGCAACAAUACUAAUACCACCGUCAACAGAUUUCCGUCUCGGGAGUACAACGCCCUCGAACGACCCUGGUGCAUUCGUCAAGCCAAAGCCACACCGGGCCACGCCGUCUCGACAGGACCGUAUUUGGAUGCCGCAUCGGGACAGGGACAAUUGUGGAUCAUGACUUUUGGGCAUGCCGUAUACGAUUUAAUGUCCAAGGAAUUCAUUGGAUGUACAUUGGUGGAUGUCUCGGUCGAUGAUUUGCAAGAAACAUUGGAUCUCUUUCAAUUGGGAAACACAUCGUCCGUCGCUCUGAUUCGCUGGGACGAAGAUCAAGACAUUACGGAAGGUGAAGCGGGGACUGUGAUUUCGUGUGGAGGACAGUGUCAGUACGACAAGGAGCGAAGUGAGGCCUAUCAUAUUACGAAUUUCCCACAGUAUUUUGGGAUUGAUGAUGCACUGUUUGAGGAGAUGCAAAACUUGGUCGAUUAUGAGCAAGUAUGGGACCCCAAACAAGUCAAGAGUCUGUACAAAGAAACGCUCUACACCAAGAAUGGAAGACUCAUCAUGAUGUAUCCAGUGCCAUAUGUUCCUUCGGAAUACGAUCCCAACUACUCACCCAACUUUAUGGUAGUCAUGAGUAUCACCGAGGAAGAAAUCUACGGGGAAAGCAACGACAUGAACGCAGUGAUUCGGAACGACAUUACGGGAGCCAUUUGGCAAGUCUCCUUGGUCGGUCUCUCGGGUCUGAUCAUCAUCUUUCUAUUUUUAACGUGGAUCAGUUCCACCUUGACCAAGCCGUUGAUGUGGAUGCAAGAAACCACAGCUCAAGUCAUCAACAAUGCUGGGGGAGACGAUCUGGCGGCGGGGACGAGAAGUACAGCCGCUGGAAUGGCGCGGUGUAGUCCUCGGACCGAGGUGACAGUGCUGCUGUCAGAGUUUGAAAUGAUGAUGGAUGGAUUCAGUGGCAAGGGCGCGGCCGAGAUUGCCGAUUCCAAGUGUUCCGAAGUCGAAAACAAAUUCCAAUGGCGAGAAACCUAUCAAGUGUUGUAUCCAUUCAACUUUCGUACUGGUGGAAUGACGGUCGAGAGCGACGACGACGUUGAUGAUCGCGGUCGAGAGGGAACUAUAAUUGACACAGCAUCAGUGCGAACAGACGCUACCUUUUUGUCUGGUUUGACCGAGUACACCAUUGUGCAAGCAAUUACCAAACCCUAUACGCGAUUCUCCAAUUCAUUGUCAGAGACAAUGUCCAACGUUGCCACAGCUAGCUACACCGCUGGCGUUGAGAAGCUUCCUGGGUGGGCUCAACGCAUGCUCUUGAAGGAUGACGAAGACGAUGAUAUGCCGGACUACGUUGUCUCGCCACCGAAGGUGAACUAUGGGCCCAAUAUGAGGUCCUCGACAUCAGGGAACGAUGAUGCGAGGCGUUUUGUGGAAGUAUCGAGUUCGUCACGUGUGUUUUGGUGGGUGACCUGUGUCAUUGGAGUCCCCAUGCUACUGACAGCCAGUGUUGUGGUCUCGUUGAAUGAAGUCUGGAUCAGAGACAACUUGGAAAUUUGGAUGCGCGACGUGAAGUAUUCCUCCUUUAAGCUGGAGCAAGAUGCUAUCGUAACAGCUACCCUUUCCAGAGCGGUGUUUGGUGAAGAAGUGAUGGCUCGUUUCAUGCGUGACUUGCAUCUAGUUUCGCGAACUGCGGGGUGGCUUUUGUUCGGGGCUUUGAAUAGGUCAGCAACCUUGACUUUGAUGCGGGCGGGAUCAGAGGAAUGCAAGCAUUAUGAUCCCAACGACAGCCCAAUAUGCCCCUGGAGGGAGACUGAAAUUCCUUGCGACUGUGGCUGGAAUGACAACUAUGCAAGCGAGGGUCAGUGCACAGAUAUCCUGGAAGUGGAAGGGGUUGACCCAAGAUACCAACAGUCCUAUGUGGUAGGAGGGCAGAAGACAGACAUCGAGCCAACCACCGGCAAUCGGUAUCCAGAUUUGAACCGCUCUAUCAUUCGAUAUCCAAACCUUACUGCAUGGUGGGAUGCCCCUAGCGAAAUGGUGGGGUCGUAUAAGGGAGCUUCAGCUUCAGGUUACGAGACUACUUACGAUCGCGUUCGAGUUUUGUCUGCUUUGGCAGCAAUAUCGAUGCCAUUGUAUAACUACAACCCUGGUAAGGGAGAGACUGUGAACUUGGGUUCUUGGGUUGGUUUGCAGGCUGACGGCAUGCUGCUUGGAUACGCCGGAUGUGACGGCUCAACUGCGGAGAACGCAUUCUUUCUAUCAAGUGUGAACAACAACGCUUUUAAAAUCGCACCGGGGUUGUGCCCGGAAGGAUCGUAUGGUUAUGAUUGCCGCUGUAGAGAUUGGUUUGUCAGGCCAAAUGAGACAGGUCUCUACAUCACCCCGCCCUAUGUGUUUGCAGGCUCUGGCAAGGUUGGGACAAGCGCCGCCGUUUCGAUCAAACAUCCCGAUACUGAAGAAUUGAUCGCCGUGGCGGACGUUGACUUUCUGCCAGAAGCAUUCACCAGUGCCCUUGGACCGGACAACACAAUUGUGGGUGAGGGGGACUCGGGGUUUCCUUUCGUAAUAACACCUGAGGAAGACGUCUCCGGGGGCAACACGAUCUUCGGACCAAACUACAAUUUGAGCCAGGGUUCUAGACACAUCCUCAAUGUGACCAUGCCAGAAGACGGGAAGGGGACCGAGAAUCGUCGAAAAUUUGCCGAGACAGUACAGAAAAUGGAGGAAGGCCAGACUGGAACCGCGUCAUUUGUUCGAAUGUAUGAUGGAGAAGAGCAUAUCGUUUUCCUAGCGUACGCCCCGGUAUACGUUAGGUUGAUGAGACCCCUUGACCACCGCGACUUUGCGGCACCUGUCAACGUUACUGCCAGGCUCGUCUAUUCUCUCGGAAUUGCCGUUGAUGUAUCUGACCUCUAUUUAAGAUUCGUUGCCGUCGAGGGAAGGGUUGACGCUCAAUUGAAGCUUGCAAGAGGCUUCUCAAUUGCUGCCAUGGUUGUCAUUGCAGUCAGCUUUACCAUACUCACUUACUACAUCUCAUUAAAUGUUGUGAGACCGAUCAUUGCGCUUACAAAGAUCUGCAAGAGUAUCAAAGACAAGAGCCUUCGUGAUGACAUACCAGAUGUCGAAGGAGGGAGCAAGGAGGUUUCCUUCGUCCAUGAGUCAUUUCAGCAAUUGAUGAAAGUGGUUCGCUUUGCCAACACAGCCUUUUUUGCUGGCGAUCGCACACAAUCAUGCCACGCUAUGGAAGAUGCCCUCGCUCUGUUCAUGAAGCUUGGCAAUCAAAAGGCGAUUGGUGUGGCAAACAAUAAUCUGGGGACGAUGGUGCUGCAGGAACAAAUGGAGAGUCACGGCACUGAUAGAUUGUUCGACAAUAGUAUGUUUGGAAUUUGCAUUUCUGAAAUCUACGCUGUGGGCAUAAGCUACUUUGACGAGGCGAUUCGUCACGGUUCCUUUGAAUACGAGAUCAGCAAAGACACUGAUGACCAAGGUUCCUACGCGAAACAGCUUGCGAAUAGGUACUUCAACCGAGGGAUGUUUCUGGUGGUUGUCCGUCAUCAUCCGCUUUGUCCCAGCUGGAUCCAAGAAGACGGUGUAAGUGACAUUCUUCGUGCCAAAGACCUUGAUUUAGAGGUUCUUCAGUUUCUUCACCAGUACGAGAUCUUUGAGGAACAGGAAGUGGAUGAAUUUGAGCGAAUCUUGCGCCGUUCUCGAGGUCUGCUCUCUUUAAUGCGCAACUAUGAAUUUCAGGACCCUUGGGGCGUUGACAAACUGAUUCAACAAGCUCAAACCCUCCUGGACGAAGCCAGUUUCAAAUCCAACUUGUUCAAGAGCAUGAACCGUGUUGGUAGAACCCAACAGAUCGACGACCUUCGCAUGCAACGGGCGUUCUAUCAAGGGGAUCACUACACAGCUGCAAAGAUAGCCAUGAGGAUGCUUGUCGAAGAUGAAUUCGUCAUUGACACUUGCUGUGUCAACGCAUCGCAGUUCGUUAGUCAAUACUUCAAGAUUGAAGGAAUUAAGAUUCCCACUAUCAACGCAACACAGUACCUCAACAGAGAGACUCGCAAAGCACAGGUAAAUGUCCUUCGUGAGGCCAAGAAUGUUUUCUUCUGUCUGGACUAUAGUGGGAGCAUGGCGGGUGAGCGAAUGGAAAGGGCAAACAAGAACCUUUUGUGGGUGUACCACGAACAUUGCUCCGACAAAGAUAUGGUUGGAUUUAUUCGCUUCAACCAUGACAUUGACGACAAGCUGUGGUUUCCGCUCGGGAAGAAGGGUAACUGGGGGGAGGUUCAAGAAGCAGUUCUUUCUCUGGCUACGGAUGCGGAAGGGGGAAGCCGUCUGUAUGCCGCCUUGAAUAGGUGCAUCACGCUUAUAGUAAAUGGUACAGAGAUCAAGAAUGAUACCUGGAUCGUUGCAUUGACAGACGGAGAAUCCUCGUGGGAUCACCCGGCAAAGCGAGUAGUGGAGCGAAUCAAGAAAUGCAACAAGCAACGCAGUUCCAAAAUCCAUGUCAUCAUUAUUGGUUUUGAAGUGCCGGAUUCUGUGGUUAGAACCUGCGAACUGGUUACAAGUGCGACAGACAAAUCCUUGUAUGUGGAUGCGAGGGGAGGACUAGACGAAAUGGACAAGGCAUUCGAGCAGGUUGUUAAUAUAUGUUCUUCUGGCCUCCAUCGUUGA